This is a messenger RNA of Bursaphelenchus xylophilus (pine wood nematode), 1966 nucleotides long. Lineage: Eukaryota; Metazoa; Nematoda; Chromadorea; Rhabditida; Aphelenchoididae. The record is from the annotation of a GenBank genome assembly.
AUGUCGGUGGACCGGACAAUAGAAGAACUGAGCGGGACGCUGAAUCAACUGGGAAUUUUGGUGGAGCACAUAAACACGCAGAUUGUGGGAAUAACAUCCCGAAUUAACCUCACGUUAGACAACUUCGACUCAUCGGUGGCGGGAAUCGCUUCCGAUGCGGGCGCUAUGACAGGCCAGGUUGGCGACACGAUAGCUCAGGUAAGUCGAUGUCUAAACGAACAGCUUUUGCUCAUUUAUGCAAUGAACGCAAUUAAUUAAUUUGUGUUGUUGCAGGUUCCAAAUGCAUGGGUAUUUUAUUUAUUAUUUAUUACACUAAUCAUCGUUUUGAUUCUUCUUUCUGUGCUCAUCAUUAUAAGUCUUGCCACUCGCCUACACGCCAUAUAUCAUAUCAUCAGAGGAGAUCGACACAGUAAGAAUUUUUUACAACUUGUAAAUGGUGGAAGGACUAAAACAGAGAUUUAUCACUUCAGCAACCCUAAUUGACUCUCCUUAUCCAUCGAAUUAUGAUUCAAAGCAACCACUUACACUGCCAAUUUCCCCCUUGAGCGAGACAAAGCGUCGGCACCAUGUGACGGUCCCCAUGGAAUCAGAACCGAGACGGUACGGCGAAAACGUCUCAUAUUCACAGCCGCAAGACCCGGGCGGAUACAACCCCUUCUUUGGAAAACACAAUAUUCCGCCGCCUCCGAGGAAUACAGGUAUGCAAGGUAUUAAUGGCUGAUCCACAUAAAAAAGUUCGUGAAAACUGAAAUUUCUGUGAAUAGCUAUUUUGACUGUUUUUUAAAGAAUUCUGUUCUUUAGAAUGCGAAGAAACAAAAGAGUCAGUUAUCGAAAUAGAAAAUUGCAUCGUUCUGCCACUGACUAUAAAAGAAACCCCAGUAGGUAUGGUGCGUUUUACUAACAAGAUGAAGUUCAGCAGCGUGAUUUGACACGGAGUAAUAACAUAAUCAAACUAAUUUAGAACUCCAUGAAGAAAGCGCAGUAACUCAUUCUUUCUGUGCGCAUGCAAUUUUAAAUUAAUUCAGACGCAACUUUUACUCGAAAAAGAAAGGUUUUUUGUGAUUUUGUUAUACGGAGUUUGCCGGGAAAACUACAAAUUUUUAAUGCGCACAUUUCGAAUUCGCAAAAAUUUGCUUUGGAAUGAAGCUGUUUUAUGGAGAGUGUUAAGAGUGAAAUAAACCCAUUUCUUCUUAGUUGUCCUCACUCAACCGUUUCCUGGACGCUACAUUAACACAUUUCGAGCAAAUCGUUCUCGCUUGGCGGAUUGCCGAUCGAGCUCCUUCAUAGUCGAAAAAGCAAACUCAACUCAAUUAAUUAUCCCAGAAAGGAGUAUUUCUCGGACACGAACGUUUGAUGGACGACCAUUAAAGCAUUUCAGCUCGCCCAUUCCUGUAACAGAGCAAGUCAAAAAGAUGAUUGUGCGACUAGGUUAGAGUGUGCUCUGGAUUUAGUUGUUCGUCGUGUUGUAUCGUGAGAAAAGCACAAAGAAUGGUGUACAAAAUUGUGCCACGCCCCUGCAUUAAGCAGUUGUUGCCAUUUGGUUGAAUUAGCCGGGCUGCUACCACCUUUUCCUAAAAGGACUCAAAAAUUGUAUCUGUAAGACGAUGUGGCUAUCUUCGUACAUAUAUAGAUGAACGAAAUGGCAUAGAACCACUUUCAGAGAUUAAACUUCAAAUAACAAAAGUCGCAAAAUGAUUUUUGCGCAGAGGAUAAAGUAAUUUCUUGUUAUUGCAUAACACAAUUACCUUAUUUAUGAAUGCUUAAAACCUAAUUUAACAGAACACUCACAAAGAUGAAAAAUAAGCGCAUCACUAAAUUACACUUGCUUUUAGAGUCCGCAAAUGAAGCCUACCUUCGUCGACCAUUGAAUCCUCAUGCUGUCAGCGCCGUCCAAAUCGAUCCGCCAGUUCCAACCCCCACCCCCCGCUACACAAAAAAACCUCAGUAUCGGGGGGAGCCCGUUUGA